CGCACGACGAUUGUUGUGACAGAAGUGUCCCCGAGAGAGUGUCGUGUCGUCGCGUCUGGCCGUGUCGUCGCCUCUGUUCGUCCAAUCAAGCUCGCUCGGGAAGAGAGAGUAAGUCGUCGGAUCGCGAGGAUACACGAUCGAGACGAGGAACGUCAGUGUCGUCGUACUGCUGUCCCCUGGCAAGCGGGGAUCAUGAAGUUUCAGUACAAGGAAGAGCAUCCAUUCGAGAAACGGAAGGCUGAGGGCGAAAAGAUACGACGGAAAUACCCGGAUCGCGUGCCUGUGAUAGUUGAGAAGGCACCUAAGGCAAAGAUCAGCGAUCUCGAUAAACAAAAGUACCUGGUACCAUCCGACCUCACCGUCGGUCAGUUUUACUUCCUAAUCCGCAAGAGGAUUCAUUUACGUCCCGAGGACGCUUUAUUCUUCUUCGUCAACAACAUCAUUCCUCCAACGAGCGCCACUAUGGGUUCUCUCUAUGCGGAACAUCACGAGGAAGAUUUCUUCCUAUAUAUAGCCUACAGCGAUGAAAAUGUGUACGGUAACUAAAUCUACUUGGACGAGCGAGAUUGCCAAAACAGAAAGAAAGGAUUCAGCAGCGAAAAUCGACCAUCUCUCAACGUAGUCCUCAUAGAAGCGCUUUCGAAAAGUGUAUACAAAAUUACAUCUAUCAAAAUACACUAUGUGUAAAAAUUUAUGUCUCGACGCUGCACCCUACAUUUGCUUCUACAAAAAAAAAACAACUGUCUACAUAACUGUCUCUUAACGAUAACAAAAAAAAGCGGUGUCACUUCUCGAUUCCAUUCUUUCUUUGCCACCUGAGAGGGCAUAGGUCACUAUAGGAUUGUAAGAAUGACUAAUUGAUGCAAAAUUAUGUGAUGAGUGUGUAAUAACUUAGUAAUUGAGAGAGCCGUUGGCCAUUGAGAAAAAAUCGAAAAAAAUGAAAAAAAAAGUCUUUGUAUUACCAAAUCAUGCUGAUACUUGCUGUUCAUUUAUAUACGUUACGUUUUAAUGCACAUUAUGGUCGUAAUGGGCAGAUCAUGUUCAUUCUUUACUAGAAAUUUGGAAUAUUUUAUAGACGAACCAGGUACCAGAAUAAUGAUAUACACGACAAAUAUCGUUCUCUUCGAUUUAGGCUAGCGUUAUUCUUUUACAUUAAUGUAUUAUUUGGUCACGAGGGGGAAAAAGUAACGAAGGCGAAUUGUUGGAUAUGCAAGCAGAGAGAAAAAUUUUCUGUAACGGCUGGAUGUAAGGCCAAUAAAAAAAAGUUAAAACAUGA
Molecule: messenger RNA, 1276 nt
Organism: Dinoponera quadriceps
Lineage: Eukaryota; Metazoa; Arthropoda; Insecta; Hymenoptera; Formicidae
Gene: Atg8a
Product: gamma-aminobutyric acid receptor-associated protein
Exons: 3
Coding region: 193-546 (117 amino acids)
Biological process (GO): autophagosome assembly; macroautophagy; autophagy of mitochondrion
Cellular component (GO): autophagosome membrane; cytosol; autophagosome
Molecular function (GO): GABA receptor binding; ubiquitin protein ligase binding
Source: RefSeq, a predicted model, not a curated record